Messenger RNA from Schistocerca piceifrons (Central American locust), 11242 nucleotides. RefSeq names its product bromodomain adjacent to zinc finger domain protein 2B-like. NCBI's taxonomy places the organism in Eukaryota, Metazoa, Arthropoda, Insecta, Orthoptera, Acrididae. The record is from RefSeq and is a predicted model, not a curated record. Gene Ontology annotation, molecular function: DNA binding; protein binding. Bases 94 to 7248 code for a protein of 2384 amino acids. The transcript has 33 exons.
CCUCCGCCGCCUUACGGCGGGCUGGGAACGCUCAGCGUCGCCGCGUCGCAAGCCGCCUCGCUCGGUAUCAACCCUGCAGCUACAUGGUGGACAAUGGCAUCCCACAUUGCGGUACAGGACUACCUGGUACGGCUACAGGCGGCAGGGGGCAUGUCAUUUGGAGGCUUGCCAGGAGCUGAGACACUUGUUCCUGGUUACCCCUUGCUGUCCGUCCCACAUACACAGCCUCAUGCUCCAACUGGAAAAUCAGGCAAGUCAUCCAGCUCAAAAACUUCAUCAUCUUCAUCAUCAUCAUCCGUCUCGGCAUCGGGUACAGCGGGACACACCGGUAGCAGUCGUGAACGUGACAAGGAUCGGUCAUCGACAACACCAGUUGUUUCUGCCACUAUCAGUCCCGGUGUAGUAAGUGAUCCAGCAAGCAUUCUCGGUGGUGUAAGGCUACCCCCAGAUACGGAAAUUAUAAAGUAUACAUCUUCAAUUGUUGGACCGAAAAUUCCUGGCACAACAAACCGUGGUCGUAAGAAGACUAUUUCGUUGGAUCCACCAUCUCUGAGUGUGAUGCCAACACAUCUUGGACCAGGUCUUAUGAUUGAGCGAGGUGGUGCAGGAAGUGGUAGCGGUGGUGGCAGCAGUGGUGGUGGUAGCGGAGGAGGUGGUUCCAGUGGAGGAAGCAGAAGGCAGCGUAAUAGGACGGCAGUGAAUACAGAACCUCUGGACUAUCGUGAGCAAGUAAUUCCAUCUGCGUCUCUGGAGCGUGAACGUGAAAGGGAAAGAGACCGAGAACGUGAGCGGGAAAAGGAACGGGAACGGGAGAGGGAACGUGAACGGGAACGUGAACGUGAACGUGAAAGGGAGCGAGAAAGAGAGAGGGAGAGAGACAGGGAGAGGGAGAGGGAGAGGGAGAGAGAGAGGGAAAGAGAUCGUGAACGUGAACGAGACAGGGACAGAGUUGAAGUCAUAAAAUUGCCUGCACACAGUAGUAAUGGAGCAGUACCCCUCAAUAUCCCGUCCUUUGGUGUAGGCUCGUUUGGCAUCUCAGGAAAUGAAAAUGAUUUACCUCUUAAUCUUUCUAUGAAACCUCAAGCUUCCACUAGUAGAAGCAACAGUGCCACAGUUAAUAGUGCCGUUAGUGGUGUGACUACAAACAGUAUACACAAUAACAGCAAUAGUGUGAUCAAUAACAACAUAACCAGCCUGUGUAAUAGCAGCGGCAGUCUCAAUCUGAGUAACUGCACACCAGUUGCUGCCCAUUCCUCAUCUCUAUCAUCACUGUCAUCGUUAUCUGCAUCUUUGGCAGCUGCAACACCUGUUCAUUCAGAGAGAACAUCACGGAGAAAACCAGGCCCAAAACCAAGGAGGGUUGUGCAGAGUCCAGCACCUGCAGUUCCAACAUCUCCAAGUCCUUCACUCAAACAGCUUUUUGCAGCAGCUGAUUCACCAAGGCCAAGCAGUGGAGGUGAAGAGAAUGAUGUAUGUAUAAAGGAUGCACGACCACGAAAUUUAGGUCGCGGAGUGUCUAAACCAAAAAAGAACACAGUGGCUUCUCUUUUAGCACAAAGCCGUGCUAUGGGGAUAAAACCAACAGCAUGUCCUGAUGUUUCACAGCUUAAUCACCAGGUUUCACUGUUAAAAUCCAAUGUGCUGGGUGUCCCAUCACCAGUUCCUAAAGCUGAGCCAGAACCCAUGGAGGAAGAUGAGUGCAGUGUUCCUGUGACAGAGGAAUGUGACCAGGUUGGGCAGCACACUCCACAAAAAGUGCAUCAAGAACCGUCACCUGCACCAGCACCGUCAGUGCCCUUAGCACAGUCUCCAGCACCAACAUCAUCACAACUACCACAGCAGCAUAAACAGCAGCAGCAACAGCAGCAACAAGAGCCCGUGCAACAGCUGGUCCAACCGCAGCAACAACCAGCACAGCUGAGCAUGUCUCAGCAUUCCCCACAGUUGCCUGCACCAUUACAAUCCACAACUCAACUGCCCUCAGUGCAAUCACUGAUAACCCCACUACCUGCCACACAACAUCCUGUGGCUCACCAGCAGAUUGCACCAUUGCCACUGCAGCAGGACACUGCACAACAGCUUGCGAACUCACCUCAGCCGCCACCACAGCAACAACCUGUAAAUGCUACUUCAGAGGAUACCAAAGAUCUCAGCAAACAUAAGAGACAUCUGGUAAGUUCUCGGUCAGAAGACAACAAGUUGAAAAUUAGAGCUGUAGAGGGGCUCAGUGAAGACAGUAGCCCUCCUGAUGUGAGCAGUGAUUCUGGCUCAGCAUCUGAUGGGUUUCCUAGUGACAGUGAAGAAGAAGCAGCUGAGGGAGAUGGGGAUGUUGCUGAGAACAGCUUCAAGAAGGAAGGAGAGUCUGCUGCUGCAAACAACACUGUCGUCAAUGUACCAGAAGCUGAGCCUCCCCCAAAGCGCCGGAAAGUUGAACGGGAGCAAGAGGUCCAUGCACUGCGAGUGCCGUUGGAGCUUGGUUGGAAGCGAGAGACAAUUCUGGGCACACUCAGUCGAGCUGGGCUUCUGCGUGGUGAGGUGUGCUACAUUUCACCUUGUGGACGCCGCUUUAGGCAGUGCCAAGAUGUUGUUCGGUUUCUGGAGAAGAAAAAUAUAACAGAAUUGUCAAGAGAUAACUUCAGCUUCAGCUGCAGAGUUUUAGUUGGGGAAUUUCUGCAACCGGUUCCUGGUACUGAUGAGAUGGUUCAACUAACUGAAGAUCAGGUUGCCCAAAAACUGCAAGAAUUGCGACAGGCUCGUAGCCAUAAAUCCCGAGCAGUUAAUGCUCAACGCUUGGAAGCAGCACGUAUAGCACAAGAACAGAAGUUAGUUCAACAACAGGAACGAGAGAAAGCUGCAUUGGCUGCCAAAGAAGCUAAACGCUUAGCUAAGGAAGAGGCUGCACGGCACAAAGAACAUGUUAGGUUUCUUAAAGAGCAAGAAAGGUGUGAGAAGCAGGAAGCUAUGAGAAGAGAGCGUGAGCAACGUAAUCUGCAAAUGAUGGAGGUCCGACGCCGACGCCAAGAAAUGCUGGAGAAACAAAGACAGGAGGAGCAGCUUCGCAAACAACAGGAACGAGAACUCAAGCGUCAACAGGCUGUGAUGAUUAAGGAGCAACUUUACAUGCAAGAGCUGAGUAAGCAGAGGGAGAUGCUGUACACGGUGGAAUUGGAACGUGAGCGUAGGAGGCAACAUAUGCUUUUAGUUAAAGCACUUGAAGCACGUAAACGUCAGGAGGAAAGAGAAAGAAAACGCCAAGAAGUAAGAGCCGAGAAAAUUGCCAGUAAGGAACGUAAACUGGAGCAACGUCGCAUAGAGUUGGAACUUGUGAGAGAAUUACGGAAACCUGUUGAAGAUAUGGAACUGACAGAUCAUAAACCAUUGCCUACACUAAAUCGAAUUCCUGGAUUGAAGCUGUCUGGUCAGGCAUUUGCUGAUACCCUUAUGGUGUUUGAGUUCCUGCAUAACUUUGGGGAGACUCUUGGAUUUGAUAUGGACAGCUUGCCUAGUCUAAACAGUUUGCAGAUGGCUCUCUUGAAUGAUGAAGAGGCAGAAGAAGAAUUACUUUCAGUGAUGACACAUUUAUUGGUCUGUGCAAUUGAAGACCCUGGCAUUCCAAAUCCUGCUCGCCAUACCACUAUACUGGGACAAUCAUUAAAGCAAGCUGAUAUUACACAUGCAAACUUAUCUGAAAUUCUGAGAAUAUAUCUCUAUGCAAAUGCUACUGGUGAGGUUAAGGCACUCACAGGGUUACAUUUUGAAAGAGAUCGAGAAAAGAAGUCUGAUCACCACAAUAUGUAUGGUGAACCCAUCCCCCAGUGUGGCAAAAAUGCUGCCUUCUUCGAACAUUUGCAUGAAAACAAUACAUGGCGCAUGUCUGAAUGGCUGCAUGAAAAGCCUUUCCUUGCUUUGAACCCAACACAAAAAGCAAGCAUAUUGUCUUUUUUAUGCAAUGAACUGUUGCAGAACAAAGCUGUUCUCCGACAGAUUGACAACUCUAUUGAAACAGUUGGACAGCUAAGGAAGGAUCGAUGGCUAAUGGAUACUAAGCUCAGAAAGUUGCGCAUGCUGCACAGUCGCAAAGUGAGGCAGACAGCCAUGCAGCUAACACCGAAACAAGACCAGAGUGGCUGUGAUGAAUCGAAUGAUACUGGUGCUGGAGAAUCCAAAGUUAAAGAAGGGGAUGAAGGAGAUGAUGACAAUGAAGAUGAGGCAGAUGAUGGAGAGAGCGGCAAUGAAAGUGAUGGGACGCAACCAGAAGAGGAAGAAGACAAGAAUCUGACUGCUGAAGAACUGCAUCGCAAGAUGGAACGUCUGUCUCGUCAGAGUGAUCAUUCCUUGCAGGCACUGAGUACGUCAGCUCAGCAACUAAGAGCCACUUGCUUUGGCCAGGAUCGAUAUUUUCGACGAUUUUGGUCAUUGCCAUGUGCUGGUGGCAUCUUUGUGGAAGCUAUGGAGUCUGCUGAGCCUGAUCUUUACAAUAAAUAUGUUGAAGAAGCUCGCAGUAAACAAGAAAGUUGUGAAUCAGUGCCUGGGAACAGUUAUACGGAUGCUCAGACCAGUGAAAAUGCGAUGGAUAGAAUAAAGGAUGAAGAGGUGGACAAGACUGAAACUGAGCAUAGAAAAACACAGAUAAGUAAUGUAGAUGAAAAUAAAGAAAAACCCAAUGAAAUGAAAAUGACAUUUACUGAGCAGAUGGAUAACAACUCAGUUACACAUGUGACAGACAAUUGUCAUGUGAAAUUGGAAGAAAAUUGUAGACCUGAAGACAGUGAAACUAAAAGGUUGUCUUCUUCAGAAGGGUGUAUUGAGUCUCCAGUGAAAGUGAAUGAAGGUAGUGAAUCUUUGUGUGUGAGUGUCGAUUCGGAUAGCUCAUUGAAAAAUCGAUAUACUGUUCCUGUUGCUGAAAAACUUUCAGAUGGAUGUCAAGUCAAAACAGAAACUCCUGAAGAUAGUUUGAGUGCUGUGAAAAUGGAAAUUAAAAGUGAUAUGUUUAAUAGUGAGCUAAAAGACAUGAAGAAAGAGAAUAAUACUGAUACUGUUAGGCAUGGCAAAAAGGAACAAUAUCUCUUUACAGUGAAACAUCAGACUGAAGAUGAUGAUGAAAAACCACAAAGCAGUUAUCUGGACCAUGGACAUAUUCAGUUUGAGCAUCUAGGUGAAUGCAUGGAAAAGGCAAACAGUGAAAUACCCCAAGUCAUUGUCCCAAAUGGGGAUAAAUUCAAUGCUAUAAACCACUUGUAUAAUCUAAAUUCAUCAAACAUGUUCAACAAUGGAAAGGAUCUCAAUGGUAGUUUUCUACUUAGUGGAGGUGCUGGGAAUGUAACAUCUGAGAGAACGUGGUUCAGUAUUCUACCAAGAGAUGCAUGUGAUUCAAAUUCAGUCACAAGUGGAACAAUCAUGCCUCGAUGUGAUACAGCUACAGAGUUACGCAUACCUGUCUUUCCACCACCUUCAAGACUUUCUUCUCCUUCACCCGGGGGUAGUCAGUGUGAGUCUCCAGCACCUUUAAUAUUAACAGCAGAGGAGAUGGUACAGCUGGAACAAAUGAAGAAAAUGAUGCCUAUGGAACCUGCACAGGCCAAACCUGUACCUGAUGAACUACAAAGAGGAUGGUGGCGUAUCACAGACAAGGAUCAGUUACAGACAAUCUUAGAUAACUUGCAUACUAGAGGUGUCCGUGAACGUGAACUCAAGAGGGUAGUUGGGAAAUAUAUGGAACAUGCACUGGAAUCUUGUGGGAAGCAAAUGGAUCGGAUGUUCAUUUCUAGUGUGUGUGUUGCUGGAGGUGAAAAAGCUGUGACAGAUCUGGCAAUCACUGACAUGGAUCACAAAAUCGCAGCAUUACCUGGUGGAGCACCUCUGCGAGAUGAGCCAGAUCAAUGGUACCCACGAGUAGCACUUCGUGUUGACUUGCAGAUGCUGGAACAGCUUGAAGUACUUGAAGACAAGGUAGCUAAUGCCAGCAUGCAGAUAAAGGGAUGGAAGGUCCCACCGCGGAUUACUUCAGAUGAGACAGCUGUGUUCAGACCAUCGUGUUUACCAUCAGAUGUUGAUGAAGCAAAGACAAAUCCAGUCGAGAUCGCAAAAGAACGUCUCAUUUCCUUAGAAGCUGCAAUUGAAAGAAGAUACUUAAAGCCUCCACUCGGUGUGAGCUCAGGGGAUGUAAACCUGUCUGGCAUAUCUGGAGAUACUCUAACCUGUGAUGACAGCAUCCCCAAGGGGCUGGCCGUGUGGCGGGAGGCUGUGGGGCGUGCUCACACAUCAGCACAACUUGCGAUGGCUCUCUACAUGCUCGAGGCCUCCAUCGCUUGGGACAAGAGCAUCAUGAAAGCCGUGAGUUCGGUUACAUCCGCAUCCGGCAAAGGUUCUAGUAACUGCCAGUUUUGUCAUAGUGGAGACAAUGAAGACAAGUUACUCCUGUGUGAUGGAUGUGACAAAGGCUAUCACACAUACUGCUUCAAGCCAAAAAUGGAGAACAUUCCAGAAGGGGACUGGUACUGCUUUGAAUGCAUGAAUAAAGCAACAGGGGAACGAAACUGCAUAGUAUGUGGAAAAAAGACGGGCAAAAAUCUUGUAUUGUGUGAUGUAUGUCCUAGAGCAUACCACACGGAUUGUCUUCAGCCUGUAUUAAGUAAGGUUCCACGAGGGAAGUGGUUCUGUCCAACUUGUCAGUCAAAACAACCAAAGAAGCGAAACAGCGGCCGUCGUUCAGGUGGCCAUUCUAAACCACGCGAAAGUGAGAGUAGUGACCAUGUUCCAGCAAGUCCACCAGCAACUCCAGCUGCACCGAUUGAAGAUACUUCAUCUGUAGCUCCAAAUGCUUCUCCACCUCAAACAACGCAAAAUACAACAAGUCAGAGCAAGAAGGACAAAAGUAGUGGUUCAUCAAGUAAAAAGGUUGCCAAGGAUCUCAAUCCAUGUCGAGUCCUGCUUGAGGAUUUAGAGGCACAUGAUGAGGCAUGGCCAUUUUUGCUGCCAGUGAACACUAAACAGUUCCCAACGUAUCGAAAAAUUAUAAAGAAUCCAAUGGACUUGAGCACAAUCAAGCGGAAGCUCCAGGAUUCAACGUACAAAUCUCGUGAAGAAUUUUGUGCAGAUGUGAGGCUCAUUUUUAACAACUGUGAAACAUUCAAUGAAGAUGAUUCUCCUGUUGGAAAAGCUGGUCACAGUAUGCGUUCAUUUUUUGAGACCCGGUGGAGUGAACUGAAUGGAAACCAUCAAAAACCGAGCACUACUACUUCAACAUAAAUUUAAAGCCCUGUACUAAUGUGAAAAUGAAAUGUGUGUGCGUGUGUGUUAUACUGUUUUAAUGUGCAGACCCGGUUCUCGUGUUACUGUGUCUUUAACUUGAAGGAAUACAAGGUAUUUUCUGUGAUCUGGCGAAAAAAUACACGAACAACCUUUUUAUUAAGUCACACUUCUGCCAGCAGUGUUCUGCAAGAUACAAUUAGUCAUUUUUUUUAAAUUCUGAUGUAAUAUUUAAAUCUGUUGUAGUGAAAUGCUACUGUAAUAUUAAUUGAAUUAUUUAUUCAGUUGAUAGUUUUCUGAAAUUAGAAAUGCUUGGUGGACUUGUAAUUCAGUGCACUAGUGUGUUUAAGUAAAACAUUUUUAAAUACUUUUUUAAAUACGAAGUGUGAAUCAAGAGUGAAAAAGACAAUGUGAAUGGCCAUAUCGAUGUGCAGAGUAUAUUUUGACUCAUUACAUUAAGUAUUUUUCUGGUGACUGAUAUGCGUCUCGUAUACCUGCUUAAUUUCCCAGUUUUAGGUUUAAUAAUUCUACAUCUGCCAUAUGUGAUAGGCAGACAAAAAUGUUUGCCCAUAAAUGUUUAACUUGUUUUAAGGUGCGUAUAUAUAUGAAUAUAUAUUUUGUAUUUACUCUUUUGUUAGAAGGAUUCCAAAAUUUAAAUGCUAAAUGUGAGAUUCCUGUUAAAACUGCUUUGUUGUCUUCAGCAUAACCAUUCCAGUGAAGCAUCAUAAUGAAGUAAAAUAUAUUCUACAUGUAAAAACAGUCAUUGUAGAUAUGCGAGUCCCUGUGUUGUUUUUAAUUUGUAAAAUAAUUGAUAAUUUAUUACUUUUUGUGUAAAUAUUUCAUUUUAUCAAAUCAUUGAAGUAACUGCAUAUGUCCAUGACAGUUCUGAUUUAUUUCAUAGUUGCAGAAACAAAAACUCAUUCUUUUUAGUUCAGUAUCAUCCAAGAAACCUUUAUUCAUAGAAUCUAUAUUUUCUGUUAUCUUAGUUUGCUGAAAGAUUAUACACUUAUGAACACAGAAAGUCUGGGUAUAAAUUGUUGUUCAUUGAUACCUCUCUGCAUUCCCUUGAGAUGUAACUAGUGAUCCAACACACUUGCAGUAAAAUGUGUAUAUAAAAUAUUAUUUCAAAGUACAAUUUCAUAAUUAUUUGUAGAAGUCUUUAGCAACAGAAUUUUGUGUGGCUGUUACGAAUAUAUGUCACUUUAUUUUGUGACUGCUUUUUGCUCAUUACUGUUACAUUUAAUUCAGAAAUGGAAGCUAUGUAUACAGAAUUUCAUUUAUGACUGUCUUAAAUGAAGAACCUCAGCAGUUAUAUGUUGUGAAGUGAGAUGUGUCUGCUUGCAGAAUCCUAUUUUCCCAUUGAAAAUAAAGCAAUGUAAAGCCAGUACAAUUUCAAAAUAUAUUGAAGUUCACUACAGUAUUAGUUUUAUGUACUGCUCCAUAUUAGUUCUGGCAAUGAAGCAGUUAUUGUAGAGCAAGGAAAUGCUGGUAACAUAAAACACUUCUACCUUGUGGAUGUAUGGAAAAGUAGCAUGCUAUUGUUAAAUUGUAAAUGUAUAUAGACAUUGAUGUUAUGUAGCUGCUGUUAUGUCACAUCUGUUACAGUGUGUUACAUUGUUAUACAUACAUUUAAUUUUUCAUGUUGAAGGUUGAAUUUACUGAGAUUUUUGUACAGCUGGACGGAAUCUGGAUUGAUGCAGGUGUGCUUAUUUUUCUAUCUCUGUGACUUUAUGCCGUACUUGUGUAAAAUAUAUUGAAUAUGGCUCAUACCUAAUACUCCUUUCUUAAAAUGUAAAAAAAAAGAAAAAUACUAUGUAAGUAAGGUUCAUAGCAAGAGUUCACAUAUGGGCGGCAUUUGAUAAAAUUUUCAUUUUAAAUCUGCUGCUUACACUGGGGAGGACUGAUGCACUCUUUCAUUAAUCUGCAUAAUUUGCAAGAAAUUGUAGAGUGAAACUUGAGCUUCCUUUACAUUUCAUAUCCUUAAAAAUGCUUAGAAAAGAAAUCUGGAGUUUUUUCCUUAGCGAUGCAUAGUGGACGAAUAAGUUGAAAUUUUCUUUCAGUUAACCAAAUACAUAUUGCCACAACAAAGGCACCAUGAUGGGUAAUAAAUUUAAGAGCAGUAUGUGUCACAUUUUGUUGCUACAAAUUUGUUGUGUGACACUAUUGUUUUAAUUUCUUCCAUGAUUGGUUAAUGUUGAUGCACUGGAUGUUGUUAUACAUCGUAUUCACAUGCCCCUUUUCAAUUUGAGAGAAAGGGGCAUGUAGCUAGGUAAUAAAACAUAAAAAUCCAGUAUCAGAUUCAUGAGUGGUUAGUUUUAACAUUAUGAACAUCGUUUCCAUUAUUUUGGUACUUGUUGUGCCUUUUCAUGCUUAUACUGUUACCUGAUAAUGCCGCAGGUAUCAACAAAGUCUCAGUGUUCACUACUUAGCAGCAAAACACCUAAAUGCUGUGAGCAGUCCCCCUUUUUAGGCGUGAUGUAAGCCAUGAUAAAUGACUAGGCUCAUAUACAUGAUUUUGCCUUACCAGAAGGAACACUUUACCAUCAGAUAGUUAUUUACUGUUGUUGGGGACUGUACAUGUAAACUGAGAUGAGAUAUUCUCUGCUUGUACUGUAAUGAGUAGUGUUAGAAAUUUGAUUUUAAAGGCCAUUAUUAAUACUUUAUGUAGGUUUAAUGGCAGAUAUAUGAGGCAGUAAGAAGUUUGUGCAUCACUUUCAAUUGCAAUGAAAGGAAAAAGUUUUUUGUUCUAACUGUGGUACUUACUUGAGGUUUAGUGAAGCAACAGUUACGGUAAAUACCUACCAUGUAUUAGUUUCAAUACCAAAUCAUUUCAACAAUGGAGAUUUCACUGAAGUAAUUUGGCAAUGGAUAAAUUUUUCCUUGUGGAUAUACACUGGAGUAUUCAUGAAAAUAAAUCACAGACAGAUGGAUUUUUCAUUUUCAGUGACUGGAGACUAUUAUAUCUUUUUAGUGCACAUUAUUUUGACAGUAAUCAUGUAAAAAAAAAAACUUCUUGGUUUUAUAGGGGCACAUCAAAAUUUACUACCACGUCCUUGCUCUCGAGGUUACACAUGAUAAUCUCAAAGCACUUUGUCCAUCCACAAGUACAACUGAAAUUUAGGGAGUGGUGCUAUAAGCUUUUAAGUAUGUAGUAUUUUAUUUUCCAAAUUUAAGGAAAACAAUCACAGAUUGUGAAAUUGUGCUUUGAAAUGUUGAGUUGAAAUGAUGCCACAGCUGAGAGUUCAUGAGAACUUGUGAUUUUUGUACUACUGUUUUGUUUUCAUUGUAGAUGGUUUCUUUACAUUAAAUUUUCAGUUGAAGUUCUCAGGAAGAAGAAUUUACUCCCAAUUUCAUUUCUCUUAUUUUGUAAGAACAAGUUAGAUGAAUGAGUUUUAUAAACCAAAAUGCAGUGUGCCUACAAACACCUUUUGCACAGAACUUCUACUGUGCUGCCUGGUAUUCAGUGAUAAUGUGGAUAUUGUCACUGUUGUGACAGGAACUCAGAAAGUGUUGAUUAAAAGAAAAAAGAAUAUAUAAUAUAUAUAUAUAUAUAUGUGAAUAUAAAUUGCCAAAUAGACUGUAUGAAGUGAAAUAAUUUUUUUCUAAUGAGAUACUUAUGGGCAUUUAACUUGUGACAAAAAAGAAGUUGUAAAUAUUUAUUUUUUGGUGUUUUAUAAUUUCUGCUAAGGUAGAUCCCACUUUUUUUUUUAAGUAGAACACCUAUAGCCGUUAAUUGUUAUAUUUCCCUGUAACCUUGUACCAGACAACCUGCAUCUGAUUACCUGCCAUUCUACAUCAAGUCUGUAAUGGAAGAGUCAUUUAAGAAUAAUAUUGUGUGUGAAAUAUUUAAUAUAUUUACUUAUGUGAGAGUACAUGAGGAAAAUGGGAUAAAUAUCUGCAGAUGAAAUGUUGACUCCUGAACUGAAAAGUGUAAAUGUUAAUAUAUGAAAUGAUUUUCAAAAUGAUUUAUUAAAGAUGAUUAAUUAUGUGUAAA